Messenger RNA from Cuscuta campestris, 1136 nucleotides. NCBI's taxonomy places the organism in Eukaryota, Viridiplantae, Streptophyta, Magnoliopsida, Solanales, Convolvulaceae. The record is from the annotation of a GenBank genome assembly.
AGGCCCAAUUAAUCCCAAUUCUCCCUUUUUCUCUCUCUCUCUGAAACGUUUUCUUUCUCCAGUUCUUCCUCUUCUUUUAGGAGUUUUGGGAGGAUUAAGGUUUUUUUUUAAAAAAAAAUUAAAAUAGAAAAAAGGAGGAAUGGGUUCGUGUGCUUCGUUGCACAAGGACCAGGAAACUCUAAUGAAUAGACGCCUUGUGAAUCCGUCGCCGGUCAAACUCCAAAGCGCCGCCGUAGACCGCUCUAAGUUUUCCGACACUCUGCCUUCGCCCACCCCCCUACCCGCUUCUGCUGACUUUGGUAGCAAAGAUGAAACAUUUUUUGAUUCUCAACUCUACUUUGAGUCUGAUUGUGAUGAUGACUUUCAUAGUGUUAAAGGAGAUUUCACGCCGUCCAGAGGGAACACGCCGGUCCACCAUAGAUUUCCAGCGGGAGGGACGACAGUACUUAUGAGUGACAGAAUUCCCAUUUGUACCCCUUCUAUAACAUCUCCAACUGAUCAGAUUCAGAAGAAGAGCCUUGCAGACUUUUUCAGAGAAAGUUCUUGCGGUGGGGCUGAAGAAGAAGAUGAAGAAGUUGGUCGUGCUUUGGAUUCUUCCAUGAAUGCCGCCACUAAUAUGUCCACUCCGGGAUCAUCGGCUUUUUGUUCCUCUGCAUGUAGUAGUAGUAGAACUACUGCUACCACCACUACUGCUGCAAGUCAUAGCCAAGAACUCAAACUCUCCGUUUCAUCGGAAUCGCGAAAACAGGGACAAUGUUGUCUUCCUGUUCCGAGGUUGCUUUCAAGGCGAAGCUUUGGCGCAGAGAAGAAGAAUACGCCGCGGCACGAAACUCAAUAGCCCGUACCCAUAGGUAAUGGGGGUAAGAGUAUAAUCCAAAAAUGCUGCUGAUCGGUACUGGGAGGAGGUAAAUUGAGUUAUAAGUCUUGUUUGGGAACAUCAUUUUUAGUCGUUGGCAUUUUCGGUUAUUUUAGUAUUGGUGCAUAUUAAUAUAAGGGUAACGGAUACCAUUUGACCAUGUAUAGUCAUGGAGCCCCGAUGGGGGCGUUAUUCAUCAUGUGGCAGCCACCUCAUUGGGGGCUCCAUACCUUAAGAUGAUGUAGUACAUAAAGCCUUAAAAUGAAUACGAGGCUUAUGG